Messenger RNA from Phytophthora sojae, 924 nucleotides. RefSeq lists its product as hypothetical. The record is from RefSeq and is a predicted model, not a curated record. The transcript is spliced from 3 exons. Gene Ontology annotation, molecular function: protein binding. NCBI's taxonomy places the organism in Eukaryota, Oomycota, Peronosporomycetes, Peronosporales, Peronosporaceae. The annotation marks the transcript as partial.
GCAAACGGACACCUUGCCGUCGCACAGUGGCUGCAUGGCGUCAAAAGAGAAACGUAUUUUGCUCCAGCCGUCGAUGAAGCAGCUCAAGGCGGACACGUUGAAAUGUUGCAAUGGCUACAUUCGAAUCAGCUUCUUGUAUGCACGACGACUGCAAUGGAUAAAGCGGCCGAGAAUGGACACUUGGAGGUUGUAAAAUGGCUGCACCGCGUUUAUCACGGGUGCUGUUCUCCGAUGGCCCUUACGCAUGAAAUGGACGUUGCGGCGGAAAAUGGGCAUAUGGAUGUGAUCACGUGGCUCCACAAAAAUCGAAGCGAGGGGUGCUCCGAGAUGGCUCCUUGGAAUGCUGCGCAAAAUGGCCACUUGGAAGUUGUUAAAUGGCUUCAUGCACAUUAUCCGGAUACAUUUGUACCCGAGGUGAUGGAUGAAGCAGCUGAAAAUGGGCAUCUCGAGGUUGUCCGGUGGCUGCAGGAAAAUCGCUCCGACGGAUGCACAGUGCACGCAAUGUACUGUACCGCCGUUAAAGGCCACCUCGACGUCUUCUUGUAUUUACUCGAGCACAGGAUGGAGGGGUUCUCAAGAGAAAAAAUGGAUGAGGCGAGAAGUUUCAAAUCUCCCGCUGGUUACACCGAGAAGAGCGGUCAUUGCACAGGCGAGGCGUUGGAUCUGGCAGCGGAGCACGGACAUUUCGAGGUGGUCAAGUGGCUCUAUGAUACUCGUACGGAUAAGUGCAGCGCGGGCUACGCCAUCGCACAGUGGCUUCAUAACGUCAAAGGAGUAGAGUACUCAGGCGAAGCCAUCGACAAGGCAGCCCAGAAUGGGCACUUAAAAGUGCUGAAAUGGCUGCAUCUGAACAACCUUUUCACGUGUUCGAAGGCUGCGAUGGAAAAAGCUGCUGAGCGCGAACACUUGGAGGUGGUGAAAUGA